UUUAGGCUGCGCUGGUGGUGGUGGUGGGCGUUUGGGCCACCCAGUCACAAGCCUAGGCUGGCAACUAACUGUAAGGAUCGUUCACAAGAAUGCCAAGAGUGGGCCAGCAGGGACCUGUGUAGCACUGACCCCUUGUUUAGGAAACGUAACUGCCCACUUAGCUGCAACACGUGUCUGGACUAGCGACACCCAGCGCUCAGGUCAUCAUCCAAGUCUCUACCUUGGUGGUUCGUGGUGGGCCUGGUGGAAGAUGGCGCCUGUUAUCAUGGUGCUGUGGUUGUCGGUUGUGCUCGGGUGCUGUUCUACCACACUGGCUCAAGCACUCGAAUGUGGGGAUCUGUCACCAGAGUGUCCAGAGUGGGCCAGCAGGGACUUGUGUAAGAGCGACUUACUAUUUAUGCUUCGGAACUGUCCACUCAGCUGUGGCGUUUGUGAAGGCAACUGUUGGAAUUUUUCUCCAGAAUGCCAGAAAUGGGCCAGUAAGGACUUGUGUAGGACUGACCCACAGUUUAUGCAGAAUAUGUGCGCAGUUUCCUGUAAAGCGUGUCGAGUGUUCAUCCAACAACGCUCCAUCGGGAACCCAACAUUUGAGUGUGGUAAGCCAGUCACUACCACCGACAGCAGACGACCCAAACGCAGCGAUGGAGGUAUGAUGCGGGUCACGCUAUCACACGAGAAUACGACGCCAAAUAUACCAGGGAUUAUAAAACCAGCGAGCAUCAACACCAGGACACAGGAGGGAGAUGGUAGGAUUACAGUUGAGGACGCCUUCUGUGGUGCCACACCCAUAUCUGACCGCUUCCUCCUGACGGCCGCGCACUGCGUCUUCGAUCAUGGGCACGUGCCACAGACAGUGUUGCUCGGGGAACGGGACUUCAGUACAGACAACGAGACCAAUUCCAAGCCUGCCACCUACGAGAUCUCCCGGAUCGUUGUCCACCCUGACUAUAUCUCAGACUCCUUCGUUCGAUACAACGACGUGGCGCUCCUUGAGACGAAGGAACCGAUAGCCUUCAACGACCUUGUCUACCCUUACUGUGUGUCAGUUCAACGACCCCCCACAAACACCACCGUCACCGGCUCUGGCUUCGGUCUCGUUAACGAAAGUGAGUUACCCAAACACUUAUGAGUUAUCACCCAAAGC
Homarus americanus (American lobster) is the source of this 1144-nucleotide messenger RNA. RefSeq names its product coagulation factor IX-like. NCBI's taxonomy places the organism in Eukaryota, Metazoa, Arthropoda, Malacostraca, Decapoda, Nephropidae. The transcript is spliced from 11 exons. The coding region runs from base 251 to 1129 and encodes 292 amino acids. Gene Ontology annotation, biological process: proteolysis. Gene Ontology annotation, molecular function: serine-type endopeptidase activity. The record is from RefSeq and is a predicted model, not a curated record.